UUACAGCACUUUUAGGUCUAUAUCUUUAUAAAACAGUGGUGAGGUUGCUAACAGCUGAUAGCUAGCUAGAGCUGGUGAUCAUAACAGCUUGAAACAGCAUCAUCUCCUCACAUGCUGCUGAUCACUGAACGGCUCAGCUCUUCUUUAUUUGAGCCAUGAUGCCUCUCAACUACCACUGUUAAAAUCAUAUCAUAGAUCCAAUAUGUUGAAUUGAUGUAGUACGUGAUGAUUGUGUGUUGAUGCCCCAAACAAGAGGAUCAGGACAGAGGGAGUGAGUUUAUUGCCUUCACUUGGUGGAUAUCUCACUGCCCUGGACAUGAUGGGCCCACGGCGAAAGGUCACCAGGACUCAUAGUUUGGGGGGAGGAACAUUUAGCUCUCUUGGACAUGAGGAACCUAAAGACUAUAUCAACGAGCUCUCACAUGAGGUGCUCUGCCACAUAUUCCGAUACUUACCCAUGCAGGACAUAAUGUGUAUGGAGUGUCUGUCACGGAAACUGCGGGAGGCGGUGACUCUGUACUUGCGGGUGGUGAAGGUUGUGGACCUUUGUGCCAGCCGGUGGUGGGAGUACAUGCCCUCAGGUUUCACAGACUCCAGUUUCCUCAUGCUAAUGAAGAAGAUGCCUGAUUUGGAGCAGCUGUAUGGUCUUCAUCCACGUUAUCUAGAGAGAAGGAGGGUCAGAGGUUAUGAGGCCUUGAGCAUUCCUGGUGUUUUGGAGGCUCUACAGGCCUGUCCCAACCUUAUAGGUGUGGAGACAUCGCAUUUGGAACUGGUGGAGGCGAUAUGGAACUACAUGCCUCAGGUUCACAUUCUAGGGAAGUUCAGGAACAGAAACGGGGCGUUUCCUAUACCCUCAGAGAACAAACUCACUAUUCCAGCUGCAGCUAAAAUCCAGACUCUCCAUCUUGUUGGUGUCAAUGUGCCGGAGAUCCCCUGUCUGUCCAUGCUCAGGCAUCUGUACCUGAAAUGGGUGCGCCUCACAAAGCCUCAGCCCUUCAAAGUCUUUCUCUGUGUGAAUUUGCGUACGUUCGUCAUGAGGAACUGCGCCGGUCCCACUAAUUCUCUGAAGUAUGUGCCUCUUGUCACCGGUCUGGCCUCUGCCCGCAACCUAGAGCAGCUGGAGCUGGUGAGGGUGCCCUUUUUGGGUGGACUGAUUCAGCAUGUUGUGGAGGAUAGCUGGAGGUCAGGAGGGUUCCGUAAUUUGCACACAAUUGUAUUUGGUGCCUGUAAAAAUGCACUUGAAGUGGAUCUGGGCUACCUCAUCAUUACUGCUGCUCGCAGGUUGCAUGAAGUUCGAAUCCAGCCUUCCUUAACCAAAGAUGGGGUGUUCUCCGCACUGAAGAUGGCUGAACUGGAGUUCCCUCAGUUUGAGACUUUGCACCUUGGAUAUGUUGAUGAAUUUCUGUUGCAGUGUAACAUGAGCCAUGCUGAGUUAGUCAAAUACGGUCUUGCUGAUGUGAUCGAGAAUCCAGGAAUCAUCACAGACAUAGGAAUGAAGGCUGUUAAUGAGGUGUUUACCUCUAUCAAGUAUCUGGUCAUUUAUAACUGUCCACAUCUUCACAAUCCACACAACUGGAUCACAGACCACUCACGCUGGAGUCGACUGGUGGACCUCACUCUAGUGCGCUGUCAUGCUAUCAAGCUGGAGUCGUUCAGUCAGUUCAUUGAGAUGCUUCCCAGCCUGGAAUUCAUCUCUCUGGACCAGAUGUUUCGUGAACCUCCCAAGGGCUGUGCCCGUGUCGGACUCAGUGCAGGCACGGGUAUCGGAGUUUCGUCUGCCCUGGUCAGCAAUCAGAAUUCCAACAAUGAUAAUGACAACAAUAACAACAACAAUCACCAGAACAAUAACGAUGCAAUUAUUCCACCAAAUAACAACAACGAACAGGUCGAAGAUGUGCCUCAGCAGCACCACCAUAGACCAGAGGAGAUUCCCGAUGUUGAGGGUAUGGUGCCAGACAACAUGGAGCCUGAGCCAGUUCGUGUGGCCUCCAACCCAGAUGAAGAGACCCAAAGUUCCAGCCAGACUACUAAUCCUUCUCUUGAACAGGAUGAAGAACAAGCAGGACCUAGUGGAGUUCAAACUGCAGUGAAGAAACAGUCGGUGGUGCUUUCAGACUCAGACAGUGACGAUGAGUAUAGUCCAAUCAGGACGCCGGCUGCCGCCCCCUCUCAAGGCCAGUACCCUGAGACAGAAGCCCAGGGGAAGAGCAGUACAGCUGUGACUCCACAUGGUAAAGGGAAAACUCCACUGCGUAGACAUGAACCGCAACCUCAGGAGCUCAGUUGUGAGAAAGGCUGCCAGGUGACCAGCGAGCAGAUCAAGGCUGACAUGAAGGCGGCCAUUGAGACGGCUGAGCGUGGGGCCAGAGACAGAAACAGUGGGCCCGGGUCUGCUUCAGGCUACGCUGCCGGCAACUGUGUUUGCUCCAUCCGCUGGAGGGAGGAGUCUGCCAAUCAGGACAACCAAGGUGGGGCGGGUAGAGGGGAGGACGACAUGGUGAGGACUCGCUGCACGUGCUCUGAAAAUAGGUCUCGUGGUGGCCACGGCCUGCCAGUGGGAGGAGACAGCCAUAGAUCAGAACGUCACAGCCCAGAGCAGAGAGCAGGAGGAGAUGAGAUGGAGGACAUGCACUCCAACGCUCCACCCAGGACUCAGGGCUCAACUGAGGGGCAAAGUGAGAGGACUGCAGGCCACCAGCAUGGAUCAUCACACAGAAGCCCUACAGACGAGUUUCCCAGGAGACCGGUCACUCGUGCCCGCAGCAGACUUUCCUCUGUGCCCCUGGUUUGUGAGUCAGAACUACCCAAAGCUAAGCCUCGGGUUGCAGUGAAGAGGAAACAUAUGGCAGACAAGUCCACCAGCACCAGUGACCCUGUGACUGAAGACGACCAUGUGCAGGUGCUCAGCCUUAAAUCUAAAAACCUGGUAGGAAUCACACUUACAAACUGUGGCAUCACAGAUCUGGUCCUUAAGGAGUGCCCCAAAAUGAUGUUUGUCCAUGCAACACGCUGUAGGGUGCUGAAACACUUGGUGGUUGAAAGUGCCCCCAUAGUAAACCGCUUUGAUUACGCACAAUGUAAGAAGUUGGACAUGGAGCAGGUGCUUGACCAGAUCUUACGGAUGCCGCCGGAGAGAAACCGCAUCAUCUACAUGAGGCCUAUGCAGCAGAUUGAUUCUCUGGCUCUGGAAAAAAAGCUCUUCAGUGGACCGUAUCCAUACCAUAUUGCUAUUAUCCAUGAGUUCAGCAAUCCACCCAAUGUCAGGAACAAAGUGCGCGUACGUAGCUGGAUGGACACCAUUGCCAACAUUAGCCAGUGAGUGUACUACAUUACCCAUAAUACAGUACUUGUAAA
Sinocyclocheilus rhinocerous is the source of this 3354-nucleotide messenger RNA. RefSeq names its product F-box only protein 38-like. The record is from RefSeq and is a predicted model, not a curated record. Gene Ontology annotation, cellular component: cytoplasm; nucleus. Gene Ontology annotation, biological process: SCF-dependent proteasomal ubiquitin-dependent protein catabolic process; protein K48-linked ubiquitination. Gene Ontology annotation, molecular function: protein binding. NCBI's taxonomy places the organism in Eukaryota, Metazoa, Chordata, Actinopteri, Cypriniformes, Cyprinidae. The coding region runs from base 317 to 3319 and encodes 1000 amino acids. The transcript is spliced from 18 exons.